Ipomoea nil (Japanese morning glory) is the source of this 723-nucleotide messenger RNA. RefSeq names its product putative ripening-related protein 1. Bases 33 to 599 code for a protein of 188 amino acids. The transcript has a single exon. NCBI's taxonomy places the organism in Eukaryota, Viridiplantae, Streptophyta, Magnoliopsida, Solanales, Convolvulaceae. The record is from RefSeq and is a predicted model, not a curated record.
UUACAGUACCAGCGAAUUGAAUAUCGAAAACCAUGAAAGCCUUUCUCUUUGCCAUGCUGGCUCUUGCCUGCAUAACAGAAUCUUGCAUGGCCGCGAGCAGGCUCGCGGCGGCCGGAGCUUGCUCGCCGAGCGGCAAGAUACGAGGAAAAAAGCCGCCGCCGGGGGAAUGUAACCAAGAGAACGGCUCAGACUGCUGCAAGCAAGGAGAAAUGUACACUACCUAUAAGUGCUCACCUCCGGUCACCGGAAACACCAAGGCCACUCUCACCCUCAACAGCUUCCAGAAAGGCGGCGAUGGAGGCGGCCCGUCGGAAUGCGACAACCAGUACCACUCAGACGACACGCCCGUGGUGGCGCUUUCCACCGGAUGGUACAGCGGAGGGAGCAGAUGCCUGAAUCACAUCAAGAUCAGCGCUAAUGGAAGAAGCGUGACGGCUAUGGUUGUGGACGAGUGUGACUCCACGAUGGGGUGCGACGAUGAACACGAUUAUCAGCCGCCUUGUCAGAACAACAUUGUGGAUGCUUCUAAGGCUGUGUGGGAAGCUUUGGGGUUAGACCAGAAUGAAGGAGAGCAUGAUAUCACUUGGACUGAUGCCUAAUAUAAUUACCUGCUAUUCUUAUAGCUUGCAUUGCGGAUUGUAUGUCUAUAUAUACAUGGAUCAUUGUAUGUCUUAUGUAGGAUGAUGUGUGAUAUUAAUAAUAAAAGUAUUUUUAUGGAUAAAA